CGAAUUAUAUUUUGCUUGGAAUAUUUUAUGGUAUUUUAACAAAUUCGGGGUCGCAUAUUGUAUGGCAUUCCAUCUGUUCGUGUCAUACUGUUUUGUCUAAAAGGCUUUAAUGUUUCGUUGUACCACAUUGUAUCUGCUGACAGUGUUUGUGCUGUACAUCCACGAUAAACAAAAUAGGCUAUUCGCGUUUGUGUUGUUAAUAAUAUGCCACGAAUAGAUGACUAAAUCGUGUCAUUGUCACUGUCAUGUAACAUGUGCUAAAUAGCAACAAUGCUAGAUAACAAGACAGGUUUGCUACGUCAACAAGACUGAUCUCAUGAAUAUUCAUUACCUCGCGCUCUGUAAUUUGCUGUCGUGUACUUAAUUAAUAUUUAUGAGCCAUGUGCCUGGUUUUCAUUGGACGUAUUUUUACGAGUGACCUUUUUUUUUUACAUUACCAUAUAAUUGUUAUUAAUUCGGAGAUCUAGUAUGUUGACUGUUAUUUUAAAACUGAAAUUUAACAUCAAGCUGCAAAACAAAAUAUUUUAAAUAAUUUAAAUUUACAUCAUUUUUGUAAAGUUUUCAAAUGUGUACGAGCACAAAUUAACAUCUGAAAAUAUUUUCAUAAGUCUUCAAAUUUUAUAGUAUAUUCUAAGCACCUGUAAAAACACACGUUAGGUAAUGAUGUGUUGCAUGGACAGGAGACGUCUGGUUCGUCCGAAAGGCAGACGAGAUUGAUAGAGAGGGCAAAAGUGGAAUCAUGGAAAAGCCCCAAAAGACACAGGAAGAGCAGCAGUCGUCCCCACAGAUGGCGGCACCUGAUGGGGGUUGGGGCUGGGUGGUGGUGGGGUCUCUUUUCGUGUCUUCUGCCCUGGUGUUCGGGCUCAUCCGCAGUCUGGGCGUCUUUUUUGUGGAGUUUGUGCAGUACUUUGGUGAGAGUGCCCAGGCGGUGUCCUGGAUAACAUCCAUUGGCUUGGCCAUGCAACAGCUAAUGAGUCCAAUAAGUGCAGCCGCAUCUAAUGUAUAUGGAGCUCGUCCGGUUGUUAUGAUGGGAGGAUUCCUCUCAGGCCUGGGAUUCAUUCUGGCUUCCCAGGCAACAUCUCUUUUACAUCUUUACCUGACCAUGGGAUUCAUUUCAGGUUUAGGCUGGGCGCUGAUCUUCACCCCUACUGUUGCGUCAGUGAUGCAGUACUUCACCUUGCGGAGAUCUCUAGCCAUGGGCCUGGGCUUCACAGGCGUCGGACUUGCCUCUUUUGCAUUCUCUCCACUUUUUCAGUAUCUAGUAGAAGCCUAUGCUUGGCGUGGGGCCUUGCUUGUCCUCGGAGGCCUCAGCUUCAACAUGAUUGCUUGUGGAGCUCUCAUUCGGCCGCCAGGGAAACCAAAGGUUGUGGUGAAGACUGAAAACUCGACCAAGCUCAACAAAUGUUCUUCUUUGUUCUCCCGUAUCUACGAGGGCUUUGAGCUCUCUCUGAUUUCACACCGAGGCUUCCUCACAUAUUCCGUGGCCAUCACCUUAUUCAAUGCCGGCUACUUCAUCCCAUACGUUCAUCUGGUCGCCCACAGCCGUCACAUUGGUUUCACUGAGUACCAGGCAGCUUUUGUAAUCUCUGUAACCGGUGUGGCAGACAUCGUGGGCCGCGUAGCCUCCGGCUGGUUCGCGGACCUGGGCAAAAUGCGAAUGCAGCACAUGCUGGUGGUAUGGACUGGGUUACUGGGACUCUCUCUGAUGCUCAUUCCUGUUGCCGUGGUUUACUCAGGACUGUUGGUUGUCGGUGUGGUCUAUGGGUUUUGUGCAGGAGCGAUGACGCCGCUGGCGUUCGCGGUGGUGCCGGAAAUCGUAGGCAUGGAGCGAGUGCUGGGAGCCCUUGGCCUGCUGCAGCUCAUCGAGAGCGUUGGAGGGCUGCUGGGAGCGCCACUUUCUGGCUGGCUGAAGGACUAUACUGGGACCUACACGAUAUCUUUUAUCGCUGCUGGAAGUUUCCUUGUGUUAGGUAUGUUAGUUACAAUGACUCUUCCCUAUUUCUGGUCUUGUACGGCCCCUCCACCCCCAUCACCUUCAAAGAAGAAAUCUCAGGAUGAAUCCAUUGAAGGUGGACUUCUCAAACAAACUCUGUCUUCAAAUUCUGUACCUGAGAUGUCCUGUUCCUUCGAUGAUAUACCCUACUCGGAUAAGGAGUAAAAGGUGUGAUGAAAGAGUGAUGUUACACAUCUAGUGCAAAAAUGAGAAGAAAUACCUCAGGAAAUCAUGCAUCAUACUAAUUUAGGGAAAAUAUUAUGAUUUUUUUUUUAGGAAUAUUUUGAGUUUUUAGAAAGGAUAUUUUGCAUUGUCAGACAGGAUAUAGGCAACUAUUGGCAUUGGAGUCACAAAUCAUAUUGCACUGAAUGGCUUUAUACCACAGUAAAACUUUUUGUGCGUAAUUUCAGUUAGUGAAAUGUCCCUCGUGCCAAGAAAAAAUAAAAAUUAUGUGAAGUUUGCUAUUAGUGCUUUUCGGGUAAUAACAAGACAAUCAAUUUGAUGGAAGUUCUCAGGUUUUGAGAGUGUUUGAAAAGCAAAAGUCAUUUUACAGCUCAAAUUUCCAGUUAGCCUAGCUUGUAUAAAGUUCAAAACAAAUAUGUCUUAAUGUUAAAUCUGGAUUGUUUAAUCAUUCCUUAUUUAUUUAUAUAUAUAUAUAUAUAUAUAUAUAUAUAUAUAUAUAUAUACAUACAUACAUACAUACAUACAUAUACACACACAUACACACACACACACACACACACACAAGUAGGUUCACACGUUUUUGGACAUGCAACAAAAAAAUGAGUGCCCUUCAAAAGUUGUAACAGGACAAUAGCAGCAUAAAUCCUUAUCAUGACGUAAAUGCAAUAGACCAGACAUGCAGACACCGCAGCUGUACAUUGUUAUUUUAGUAUAAUUUAGAUACUAUUGUAGUUUUUAUGUUUUCAGUUUUCAUUUUAUUUAGCUUUACUGAUCGAUCAACAGUAUCCUUACUACAACUUUAUCCAUAUACUGAGGUGGAGCUCAUUUUUCUUAGACUUUCAAAAUAUGCAAAACGUUUGCAUUUGGAAAGCUGUCAGUACUCGUUCUAAAAAGCCAUUAUUCUGCUUGCAAUCUCUAAAGUUAUACAAAUAAUUUUAGAGAUACUUUAUUAAUGACUCUAGUAUUUUUCUGUUCUGAAAUCAUUAUCUUUUUAUUUAAAAAUAUAUUACAUUGAAUUCAAUUAUUAUUAAUUUAAAUUCAAUUAUUUUAUUAUUUUUUAAAAUAUUUUUAUUUUAAAAAUAUUGUCAUAGUUUUCCCUUGUCAAUUAAAAAUCACCAUCAAAUAAGGAUUUGUGCUGAUAUUGUCCUAAUACCCCACUUUGACUUGAUCAUUUCUGAAUUUGAGGGCACUGUCUAUAUUAAAUACCAUGGUAUAACACUGUACCUUGGUACUGCCAUAUUACUAUUUCUAAGAGUAUGCUGGCAAAAUACUACUUAUUUUAAUUGUUUUUAAUAUAUGAUUACAAUUUUUGUAUUGUAAAUUAUUGUGACACAGUUCAUUUCUGGCCUUCCCUGACAGGAAUUUAAUGAUGAUGCACAAACACAGCUUCAGGGUUUAGUGGAAAGACUGAUGCUUGUGGUUCUUGUUAAUCAUAAGUUACUGAGGAGCAUUUUGUAUUCAUGGCUAGUAAAACAUGAGGGCUGCUAGCAAGAGUUUUCUAGAUUCCAAACAAGCUUUUAACUGCUUAGUCAUCAUCACAUAUUUGUUGUCACAUCAGGCAAAAGCUAAAAUGAAGGCAUAACAUUUUUUUUUUUUUUUUUGCCAGUAAGUUUGGUGCUGGAGGCUGCUUUAGUACAGUAUACAAAAGCAAGAAGACAAGCUAAUUGCUAACGUUGCAGUGCUAAUCCUGUUCUGCUCCUCAUGUAGAGCAUUUUUCAUUCACUUUUUUACACACAAAUUGCUGUACCUUACCUUGAUUACAGCUGGACUGUUCUUGAGUUGCAUAUGGAGGAAUAUGAUGAUCACAUGAUGUUAUUAAUGUUACUAGCAUUGUCGGACACGUCAUUUUAAUGUUAUCCUUUCAGGGUCAAACUGAACGAUGUGAUUUUUAUAUUACAUUGAUGCUUUUUAAAUAUUGUAUGAUGGGAAUCUUGCCCAAUAUGAAGGGCUUUUACUGUGAACUUCAAGAUCCAGGUUUCAGAGUGGAUAUUGACUUACAUUUUCCACAGCGGUCGCUGACGUAAACAAAUUCACUUAGAAAUCAUUAACCAAACAUGUCACGCACCAAAGUCUUUGUGUUACACAUUACAUUUUUCAGCGCCUUUUUGUUUUUAUUUUAAAUGUUUUCACUUAGUGCAAGAGCUUUACUGUGCACAAACCGGUUUAGGUACAUUUAAACCUUGUUAAUUCUGUACUUUCCAUGGGAAAACCUUGAAUACUAGUCACUAAUGCUGUUUUAAAGAUACACUUCUCAUAAAACCAAACACGUGAGCCUUAAUCUUCAUAGACUGAGAGUCAAUGAGCUCAGCUAGACAGCUACAGCUAGACUUUGCUUUCUCAUGUGAGAGGCCCUUAUUGCUUUGAGAUUAUCAGCACUGCCUUUACACACAGUUGUCUUCAAAUGCACUGUAUUAAUGCAAUUUUACAUGAUCUUUAGCCUAUUGACCUCAAUAUGCUUGCAUUAUAGUAUGAGAAGUGAGACUUGGUCGGAUGAAUUUGCAUCAGUUAAGUCAUAUUCUAAGUCUAUUAACUUUGGAAUGCCAGGCAAUGACAUUUAACUAUAUUUCAUCAUCUAGUUCUUUGAACUUAAUAGCUUUAGAACUACACUUGUGCAAGAUGAUUUUUGAUCUAAUUAAAAAGGUUGAAUGAAAUUUGCCAUCUGAGCCUGUCGGGUAGUUUUACCUUUUACCAGCCCAUAUCUUGUGUGUUGUUUUCAUUUCCAAGAAGCGCACAGCAUGGCAAGAUGGGUUUUACUGGAACAGUACAGUAUAAAACUGUGUUUUAGGCAGACAGACUUGUAUUUUAAUGUGGUUAAAUAAAAGGCCAUUUCUGUUUUUAUUGUA
Molecule: messenger RNA, 5019 nt
Organism: Onychostoma macrolepis
Lineage: Eukaryota; Metazoa; Chordata; Actinopteri; Cypriniformes; Cyprinidae
Gene: slc16a13
Product: solute carrier family 16 member 13
Exons: 6
Coding region: 740-2158 (472 amino acids)
Biological process (GO): monocarboxylic acid transport; transmembrane transport
Molecular function (GO): monocarboxylic acid transmembrane transporter activity
Source: RefSeq, a predicted model, not a curated record